Wyeomyia smithii (pitcher-plant mosquito) is the source of this 4774-nucleotide messenger RNA. RefSeq lists its product as uncharacterized. The transcript is spliced from 8 exons. The record is from RefSeq and is a predicted model, not a curated record. Gene Ontology annotation, biological process: engulfment of apoptotic cell; phosphatidylserine exposure on apoptotic cell surface; apoptotic process involved in development. Gene Ontology annotation, cellular component: plasma membrane. Bases 1133 to 4510 code for a protein of 1125 amino acids. Lineage: Eukaryota; Metazoa; Arthropoda; Insecta; Diptera; Culicidae.
CAAACCACUGGUCGAUGAACAGCAAAGUGACGGAAAAAUGUUUAAAAUCGUGUGAAAAGUGUUUCGAUCGUGUCCUAAAAUAUGUUCAUCGGGUGCCAGAACGAACCAGAAACGAGGUGUGAUAAUUUUUGACAAGAAAUACUCGAAUAUAGUGCCUUUAAAAGAUGAUUGAAUGUUCAAAUUUUUGGGAAUUUCUUGGCCUCUUCAGUGACAUACGCACACAGUGCUGGUUUGCAGCCCUGAACAAAUACAUGCCUUCGAAGAUCAUGUCUGCGGUCUUGCUGGGGUCUAAGGUAUAUGUGAGUGUAUGCGAAUAGGCCACCGUUUGUUUAUGUGAAAUUGUUGGAAUUCCUUUGGUCCCGAUUCACCAAUGGUUCGCCCAUGCUCGCAGGCAGUCUACCGAAACCGGUGUUGUGUUGUUAUGCUCAGAGCAGUGAAACAUGUUGGGGCAAAGCAAGUGUUAGUGUUUGACUGACGAACAGGGCAGGGAAAGGGUGAUUAAAAAGAAAAUAUUUCUUCCUGGAGAAGAGGUAAGAAAAUCUACAUUUCUCCUCAUCUGGAUUGUCCGAGCACUGUGUCGCCAGUAGAAUAUGCGUCCGAUUUAACGAUUUCUGGUGAAUCGAAUUACAUCGUGCAAUUUAAGUGAUACGUGAGAAGUGUAGAAAAUAAAAAAUCGAAUGAAAAUUGAUACUGAAUAGAAUGAAAAACAUCAAAGAUACUGUUUAAUGUGUGGUAAAAUUCGCAAAUCUCAAUCUUUUGCGGUUUCUUAUUUAUUCAAUGUUAAAAUAAGUAAACACAUGUGCACAGGUAGUAAGCAAGAGAUUUGUGAAAAAUCCUGAAUGAAUUAACGGAAUACAUGCAACUAAGGCGUGACAACAUCUUCGAAGAUGAGUUCAUCGACCACGGCAGUCUUGGGUCUGCACGGAUUAUCGCACGUUCUUGCAUAGUUAUCAUCUGGGCGUACUGCAAAUGUAUGACGGCCAAUUAAGAUUCCAUUGGUCCCGUUGACUACACACUCUCUACACGCGCUGUAUGCUGAUAGAUGUAUGCAUGAGGUGUUCCACACGACAAAAUUGACACGACAGAUGGUCGCAUCUUUUCCUCAACACAAAAACUCACGUUACAUUUGUUUAUGCGUAAGAGCAAGAGCUUACGCCCCAAAAUGGCCGAGUUUCUUCCACUUUGCGAUGUGCUGUUCAACGUGAUCUCGCUGGCCGGCUACUUUUGCGAUGUCGUGUUCGAUGUCGUGCUUGGUUACGCCCUGUACGAGCGACAAAAGUUCGCCUAUUUUUCGGCUGUCAUCGUAAUCGUCAGUUUUUCUCUGAUGAUUUCACAGAUUGUUUCGGUUCGGUGGUAUUUAAACAAGCGCAAACUGAGAAGUGCCACUACUGCACAGGUCGGUCCUCCCGGGUCUGAUGAUUGUCACGAAAACACGGAAAAUAGUCUCGAAAAAAAGAAGAGAAAGAAGAAAAUACCAGACGAAGUGUUGACAAAAACCGCCAGAUACAGUCGAUACGCCGUGCUUGCCUUGCACGCUUCGCAGAUGGGCGUGCUCUGGCGGUACGCUAAACUAUUUGUACCAGUUGAUCUACGCCACGUGAAACAUGAAGUGCGUGAUUUAUGCAUGCUGCGUUUGGUGCAUGCGUUCUGCGAAGCUGCACCCAUGCUGCUGUUGCAGUUGUAUGUUCUAGUGAAUUUGCAGAAUGAAAAUCAACUUAAUGCACUGAAGUUGAAAGCACUGACAAGUGGUCAUCACUUCUCCUCCACUGCGUUGGUGCAGCAGUCCAGUAUUGCCGAGCAGCAACAGAAAACGUUCCGCGAUCUGAAUAUGGUAUCAGCGACGCUGUCGCUCUUCAGUGUUUGCUGGGCUCUGGCCAGUUUCAGCAAGAAUGUACGAUUGCAGAAUGUUCAUCGGUUGGUGUUGACAUGGCUGGGGGUGAUUUUUCAGUUCCUCUGGCGGCUAGGGACAGUGAUAUCGCGUGUAAUUUCACUGACCGUUUACGCUUCGGUAUACAGCCAUUGGGUGUUUCUUGUUAUCAUUUUGCAUUGGUUCUCGAUGUUUCUUUGGCUGAUAUCACCGAAAAAUGUGUUUCAUGGAGAGCGCAUAUCCAGGAUCAAGAAAGCCAUGCUAGGUGGACUGAUUGCAUUCGUAUACAUUUUCGCCUACAUCAAUUUGCAGGAAGUUCGACAUAGACAGAAAAUGCUCACAUUCUACGUGGUCAUGUUUAUGGAAAACUGCUUGUUAGUGUGUCUGUGGAUGGUUGGAGUAUGGCACAACCGGCCGGAGGGAUGGUACCUCAUUCCGAUUUCCGUGCUCUGUAGCUUCGCCACCGGGUUAUUUUUUAUGAUUGUCUACUACCGAUACUUUCACGUACGUCGGUUAGGUUAUGAAGCAGGUGGCCGGGCACCAUGUGGUGAAGGGGUUAACAAAUGUGGCCAUGAUAUUUGUCACUGUCGGGAGAAUUCGGAACAGGUGGAAACGGGCAAAUCCAUGGGAGGCUGUGGAAGUCAAAAAUAUCCACACGCCAUACCAGGAGUGUUUAACUGUCGUUUCUCCAAUCCGGUGAAUGCUGCCACCAAAAGGAAGAAAAAGAAACCAACCACGUUUGUACCCCCUCCGAAUCUAGCCUUGCAAACCAAUGGUACAGAGCAAGAAGCUACAAUCGGCCCAAUGGCAAUUCCUUUCUGGCGAAGACCUCUACCGAGAUCACACACGGGAGGAUCGAGUGAAAACGAUGGAAGUAGCGUAAGUUCCCGAGUAAAUAUUCAACAGAAGCUGCAGGAGAAGAAACAAAAGCAGUUGGCUGAAUUGAAGAUUAUUGAAGAAGAGAUCAAGCAGGGCAAACUGGGUGGACCGGGCACUGGAACGCUCAGUUCAGGAGAUGACACAAAGGCCACCCUACCGCGUCAACCGAUUCCACGAGCGAAAAAACACAUAGAUAUUGAUCCCAUGGAUUGGCGUCCCUCGAGUCCUGAUAUGGCAGAAAUCGCUGUUGAAAAGUCCUUCAAUGACUUAAACCUGCUGCUGGCGGCGAAUUUAGAUGAUGUAAACAAUUUGAACAAGUUCAGUACUAAUUAUGAUCCCAUUUACAACAGUUUUGGCUUGAAUGGCAUUAAUAUCUCGGCUUUGGUUACCAUGAAAAAUGCUGAGGCCCAACAGGCAGCCGCAAACAAUAGAAACAUGUCCCCCAUUUCAUCGCAAAUAUCAGCAACGGAGAGUAACUCGCUGACACGACAAGUUCACCCGCGGGCAAAAAUUAUGCCCAACAAUGUACCAAGAAAUCCGUUUGCGGAGAAUUAUCGAGGAAAUUUCGUGAACUUGUAUGCGGAUGCUGCUGCUAACAAUAAUAGACCACCUUCAAUAAGUCCACGGACGACUGAUGUUGCAGCAGCCAACCGGGCGGUUCUAUACGAUAACCAUAGUCGUUUGUACAUGGAAGCUAAUCACCCCAGGCAAAUAUCUGGAACAUACAGCAGCAUGGAAAAUGCUGGUACUGAUAAUCUACCUUUUCCUUACAACGUUGUUCCACCACCUCGGAGCAAAUUGGACAGUCGGGCAACACCAACGAUGCCCAACAAUGCUAGUGCUACCAAUACCGGCAGUAGCAGUGGCCACAACAAUAGCAACAGUAUUGGCAAAAACGUCACCAGUGCCAUUGCCCCAACCGCAAUCAACAAUCUGAAUAACACCAAACGCCAAAUGCAGCGGGCUAAGACGCCAGAGAUUCUGCUGGCACCUCAUUAUCUCGAGAAUUCACGUAUCUAUUACGAUUGGGUGGCACGGGAGGCGGCGAAUUUGAGAAUACAAGAAACCGAACGAAACCAAUCCGUUGUAAGCAGUGGAGAUGAAAAUCUAGACAAUAGCCCUGUAGACGAUGGUCAUAAUCAGAAUCGUAUUCCCUCGGACAUCGAUAGUCAGGUAUCCUUGCCACGAUCAUACACGCUGCCACGUGAAUUCAAAUACUAUCGCCGGAACAAGGGCCGUAAAGUAAUCAAAAACGAGCACUUCAUCGCAAGUACCAACAGCAGUGACGGCGAUGUGGACAGUGGCGACGACAACGAGUCCGAGCAUCAUUCGAACAACUCCAACACCAACUCACAGCAGCGGCUGAAAACAGCAACGCCCAAUUCGAACCACAGCACUGCCCACCAGCAGAGACUGAAUAAUCUCAACAAAACCUCAACCGCCAUGCACUAUGGCCAUAAUAUUUCUCUCGGUGCCACUAUCCUGGCGAAUGGCGGAAACGCAACUAUUAUUUCUGCGGCCAACUCGCGACAAACACUGAACGCAACACCCCAGAAUAUGCAUAUGGUCAACGGAUACGGCAAUAAUUUGCUAGCGGGUAACCCCAAACAUGUCCACAGUUUGGAUCUAAUCAACGGAGUCGAUAGUGCAGUGGCCGGCGCCGGGCCGUCCAAUGGAGCAACGGUGUCUUACAACAGCAGACCUAUGCGCUUACGAAUGUAUGGUGCCAAGGGCGGGAUGAUCCGCCAUGAAACCAAGUUAUGAUUUUAACGAAACUAGGCUUAUUGUAGUAUAUUUAUGACGCUAGCUAUAAGUAGGUCUUUUGUUUUAACUAGAAGCAUUUUUCUUGAAAUAUUCUGUAACAUGUGAUAUAAUUUUAACUCGUUUUACAUAUUGAGGAUUUGUUAUCUGCCUUGAGCGCAAGAUGAUACAAAAACCAGAGACUGGUACUAAUAAAAUUAUCAUUCAGAUUUUAGGUUUUAACCCCGCUGUACUUAUGUUAUCCACAUACACUUUUAGUAAAUUGAU